AUGCUGCCGCCUCGGCAGACGGCGCAGCGGUCACGGGAACCCGCCGAUGAAGUGCGUGCCUGUGCCAGCGGUGUGGAACCACGGGAAUCCGCCGAUGACGAGCGUGCCUGGAACCGCCGGAGUCUGCCGACGAGUGCUGUGCCUGUGAUGGAGCCCUGUGCCGGCGGCGUGGAACCGCUGAAGUCUGCUGAGGAGCCCUACGCCGGCGGUGUGAAGCCGCCGGAGUCUGCCGAGAAGUGCUGUGCCUGUGGCAGCGAGGUGGAAUCCUCGGAGGCUGUGACUGGUGGCAGGACUCCGGAAAAGGCGGCGCGGCGGUGGCGUGUGGCAAUGCAGAGAGGCGCCGAGACAGCGGCGGAGCGGGCCAUGUUUACUGUCCCCGUGGUGGGAGGUGGUCCCACGUUGCCUUGCCCUCCCUCGCCCCCAAGCAGCGUGGUAGGAGAUGCCGGGAGCCGUGAGCUGCCGCCUUCGUCCCCAAGGAUCGGCCGCAGUGUUCCACAGGGCCAGGCAGCGAAGGGCCUAGGCCGCCUGACCUCUGCUGUGGGGACGGCAGGCAACGGUGAGGCUGCCUGGGAAGUAACGCUGGCGCAGCUGCGGAUGUCGGCGGAAGAUGAGCAGAGAACGGCUGGCAGAGGCGUGGAGCAGGCGCGGACCCGAGGGAGGGAGGCUGCCAGGUGGAGCCACGAGGAGCCUGGAGGAGCCUGCCGGGAAUGUGGCCAGCUGCGUCGGCCAUGCGUGGCGGUCGAUGACGAGCUGGGUCUGCGGAGGCGGCGAUGUGGCUAG
This is a messenger RNA of Scylla paramamosain (green mud crab), 780 nucleotides long. RefSeq lists its product as uncharacterized. The transcript is spliced from 3 exons. Lineage: Eukaryota; Metazoa; Arthropoda; Malacostraca; Decapoda; Portunidae. The record is from RefSeq and is a predicted model, not a curated record. Bases 1 to 780 code for a protein of 259 amino acids.